AUGCCUAAAGAAAAAAAAACAUUAGUAAAUUGCCUUCGUUGUUAUGUUGAUGAAUUUGGUUCCGAUAUUUUUAAAAUUGAUUCGAGUAUUUUAUUUUGUAAAAUUUGUGAAACCAAAGUAAAUUCUGAUAAAAAAUAUAACGUGUCUCAACAUUUAAAAACUGACAAACAUCUCAAGGGCAUUAAUCGAUGUAAAGAACAAACACAAAGAAAACAACAACAAUUAAUGACUGUUAAUAUCUCUAAAAAAACAUCAUUUAAUAAAGAUUUGUGUGAAGCUCUAAUUUCCGCAAACAUUCCGUUAAAUAAACUAUCAAACCCAAAAUUUAAAACAUUUUUAGAAACAUAUACAAAAAAUGAAAUUCCCUGUGAGGCCACAUUACGCAAAGGAUAUGUAGACGAUAUUUACACGGAGACCUUGAAUGCUAUCAGAGAAAAAAUGUCCAAUAAAAUGAUUUGGGUCAGUAUUGACGAGACCACUGAUAUCGACGGUCGUUUUAUCGCAAAUGUAAUUGUUGGUACUCUCGAAGAACAUCGUUCAGGUGAAAUUUUUUUACUUAAUUCUGAUGAGUUGGAUAAAGCUAACCAUUCUACCAUAUGUAAACUAUUUGAUAAAUCAAUGAAUACACUAUGGCCAGGUGGUAUCCACCAUGAUAACGUGCUUUUGUUUUUAUCCGAUGCCGCACCUUACAUGGUCAAAGCGGGUCAAGUUCUGAAAUCGUUUUACUCAAAAAUGAUUCACGUAACAUGUGCAGUUCAUGGGCUCCACAGGGUCGCGGAAGAAGUAAGAGGUCAAUUUAGUAUUGUCGACAAAAUCAUUUCGAGUGUGAAAAAAAUAUUUAGAAAAGCACCAAGUCGUUUACUACUAUUUAAAACAGAAGCACCAAACAUAAGCUUACCCCCAGAACCAAUUCUCACCAGCUGGGGAAGUUGGAUUAAUGCCGCAGUAUAUUAUUGUGAAAAUUUCAAGAUUAUACACCAUGUUAUUUUUAUGUUAGAUAAAAACGAAGCAAUCAGUAUAAGAGAUGCACAACAUUAUAUUGUAAAACCUGGUUUAGAAAAUAAUCUUACGUACAUCAAAUCAAACUUUGUUAAAUUAACUAUGGCUAUUGAUAAUUUACAACAGCAAAAUAUACCAUUGUCCUAG
Messenger RNA from Macrosiphum euphorbiae (potato aphid), 1146 nucleotides. Lineage: Eukaryota; Metazoa; Arthropoda; Insecta; Hemiptera; Aphididae. The record is from the annotation of a GenBank genome assembly.